GGCCGCCGAAGCCGCGGAACGUGGGCUCGCGCCCCGCCUUUGUCUCCCGGGCGCGAGCCACCGCAGCCCCGCGCCCGCCGCUCGCUGCCAGAGCCGCUUUGUGCCGCGGCGCGGGGGACGGGGACGCGGGGCGCGGAGCCGGCGGGCGCAGCCUCAGCAUGGACGUGACCGUUUCGGAGCUCAUGGAGCUCUUCCUGCAGAGCCCGCUGGUGACCUGGGUGAAAACUUUUGGCCCCUUCGGAAGCGGCAACCAGGACAACCUGACAAUGUACAUGGAUUUAGCGGACGGCAUCUUUUUGAACCAAAUCAUGUUGCAAAUAGAUCCCAGGCCAACAAAUCAACGCAUCAACAAACACGUCAACAAUGAUGUGAACCUUCGCAUUCAGAACUUGACCAUCUUGGUGAGAAACAUUAAGACCUACUACCAGAUGAAGAAACAGGCCCAGAGAAGUUGUGACCUGCCUCCGUGUUUGGUGUUGGGUCUGGAACUGGAGCCUAAGGCUGCUGCUCCCAACCCAACGCUCUUCCCACUCUGCCCUGACACCGAAGAGCCCAUCCUCGCAAGAGGCCAGACGUACAAGCGUGAAGCAGUUGAGAUCAAAGCACCAGACUGGGCCAUUCAGAAAAUACACCAUAGAAGAAAUCGGGAUGGAGGCAGGGAGAUGGGCUUUGAUGGGAGAGAGGAGUGAGCUGGGUCUUGCAGGAAAGGCCUGAUUUGGAUGGAAGACAGUUCUGACAUCCCUCCAUGAGGGCUCUCACCAAGGCUGUGGGGAGAAAGUGCAAAAGCUGCCACCCUCAGCUCUCUCGGUGUGUCAGGUUUGAAAGUACUUUUUUUCAGGAGCAGGAAGAAUGGGUGACUUUCUGGGCAUUGAGAAUGCAGAGAAGACAAAAUCCUAGACCCCAAAGAUUCUUUCCACGUUUGCCAGCUGGUUUGUCCCACCUGCCCUUUGCCCGGCACCUGUGCUCUGGUGGUGUUGAGACUUGGGGUGUGUAGCCCUUGUGGUCCCUUUGGUAGCGUGUGAUGCGUCCUGUGGGUCACAGCCCCCUUUGUAGGACAGGCUCCCCACGGAGUAGCCCCUGCACCUUUAACUUCCACCCAACCAGUGCCUCUUUGGGAGCCGUUGUGUGAUGCAGGUGUGGCAUAUUCCGUGAUGGGAGCAGCUGCUGUCAGCGGGUUAAACAAAGGGUGGAUCAAGGCAUACACUGCUUCACGUCCCAGUUUUUAGCUCAUUUUUCUUGCAGCAUGAGGAGUCAGUUUGGCCCUUACAGGAAGGAGUUGCUUGAUUUUUCCACCAGCCACGUUACUCUACCCUUGUGUGUCGUCACUCCCCCAAUUUCACAGUCUCCUUGGCCAGUGGUUGGAGUCACAGAGACCUGCUCGGGGCAGGGGGCUGCAAGUCAGAAACGCUUCCUGGAGCCUCUGCAGGUUCACCAGCAGGAAUCCUGUAUCCACGCUCCGCCCGCCCCUUCUUCCUCUUCCCCGCUGCACUUCUUUCUCUCCCACUUCUGGGCUGUCCUCCAAAAACGUUCGGAGUGCUUCAUUUUAAUAAGCACAUAGGGAAAAAAAUUUCAAAGCAUGUAAUUGUGGUUAUGUAAGAAAACACCAGUAUUCUUUAGAGAUGCCUUCUGAUGGAGGGGUGAGAUGACAAGGUGCUGGAGUUUGCUUUUUUUUUUUUUUUUUUUUUUUUAACAAAGGGAAGAAAGAUGGAUGAAGCAAAGCUUGCACUGUUGAAUUGGCAUGUUGGGUACAUGGGGGUUCAUUGUACUGUUGUCUCUCCUUUUAUUUACAUCUGAAAAUUUUCACAUUAACAGUGCCUAAAAGUGUAUAAGAUUCUACUGAAAACUUUGUGCGUAUAAUCUUUGGUGCUCUUCCAUAAAACUGCUUUAACCUGCUUAGAGAUGCGUGUCUGGCUGACAUGCCAGCACUUUGCUCUCUGGCCUUGCUUCUCCCUCCUGCUUGUUGAAACUGAUGUGCUCCUUUGUGUAGUGUUUUCUGAAAAGUUGUAGUACGUUCAACCACCCCAACGUGACGAGAAUUCUAUCAAUAACAUUUUACAAAGGUUUUGGAUACUUUUGCAUAAAUGGUAAUGUGAGUUUUGUUUUUAUUGGAUAAACAUUUAUUGAGCACCUCUGUAUGAAGACAAAACACAUAUGAGGGAAUGAAUGCUGUGGGGCAGGGGCCCUGCCACUCUCAAGAUCAACUAGAAGCUGGGAGGUGUGGGUCCUUUUAGGACCCCACCCCAUAGCACGGAGGUGCUUUCUCACAGUACGUUUGUUCAGGCCCCAAUAUCUCAUUCCCUUUGAAGAGACUGUAACACCUAUAUUCAACGCCAAACACCUUUGCCUUUACUUAAGUUUUCUCAUCCUGUUCUCAGGGUAAACUCUUUCUCCACUAAUUAAACUUCUUACAGGCAGAGAAAGUUGAUUUUUUUUUAUGUUGGUUUCAGGCAGGCCCACCGGAAAUGGGGAAGAAGGAGUCAGGCACUCCAGUGGGAAGCCCAGGUGCCGGUGUAGGUACAGACCUGGCCAUGGAAGGCCAUCGCUGGCACCUGGCGCCUAGGAGAGUAGGUGCUGGAAUGGAGUGGAAGGAGGUGAGCUCACGGAGUCCUCUCUGGGGCACUGUCCACAUCCUGCUCACGUGGGCCUAAUGCGAGGAGGUGAGGAGUGGGGCAGUGAAUGACGGACUGAGAAAAUGCUGGCCCUGGGAGACCGGGUCAGACUUUGCGGUGGCUCGUCCCAUGGGCCCCCAGAGACAGAGGCCAGAUUCUGUACACACACUGUCCUGGGGUGUCUGUGUUUCAGCCCCUGACCCCAAGCUUGACCCUACUGGGAUGUACUUCUUGAUGUAAUCCUCUGACUGCAGUGUCAUCCUUACCCUUCCAAUCCUCUCCCUCCGGCAAGAAUUGGCCUGUUGAGUGGGAGGCCUUGGUGGGAGGGACACCCGGUUUUAGAGUCACGUUGGCUGGGGGCCAAGAGCCAGCUUUCGCACAGAGUAGUUUGUGACGCUGGGUCAUCGUUUGCUCCCUGUGAAGGAGGCGCUGACCCGGGGAGUUGGGAGGGAUCAAAGGUCUUGGUGGCUAGUGUGUCGCCAGUGAUCACUGCAGUGUUUCUCAUCCACUGCGGAGGGAGUGCAGAUUGGUGCAGGCACUUUGGAAAACAGUCUGGCAUUAAAGCCUAAAGCUCAACAUCCACAUGCCCUCCGGCCCAGCUGAUUUCACGCCUAGGUGUGUACUGGAGAGAAACUCCUGUGCGUGGACUCCGGGAGACUUGUACGAGAGCGUUCACAGCGUUUCUGUGCACAGCAGCAAAAGGCUGGAAGCAGCCCAGAUACCCAUCAGCGGGGGAAUGGAUGAAUACGCUGAGACGUGACCAUACAAUGGAAUAUUAUACAGCUGUCCAGACAGAUUAACUGCAGCAGCACGCAAUGAUGUAGACGGAUUUCAGCAGUGUCAUAAAUAUUAGAUAAAAAGAGGAUGUGCUCCCAAAGAUUACAUACAGCACUAAUCCUUUUCUGAUAAAGUCAAAAGUAACUAAAAUAAAUGUGCUUUUUAGGAACAUUUUACAGAUGCAGUAAAACUGUAAAAAAAAAAAAAAAAAAAAAAAAUGGCAGGGGAAUGUGCACUUCUGAUUGAGGUUGGUGGUAUCUGGGAUGGGAGGGGUCGGGGUGUGGAAUGGGGCACCGUCUGGUUAGAUGUAGGUUAUUGUCGAGGUCCCAGCCUUUGCUGGGGGUGGUGGGUUUGCAGGUGGUUAUUACGUUGUGAAAAAAACUAAAUGAAAGCGAGUCAUGGGUGACUACAGAUGAAUGUCAGCAGCCGAGGAUUACGAUGAAUAAUUAACCCAGUUCUGUGCAUGUCAGGCCCAGCACUCCCCCACUCCCACCCCGACUCGUGUUAGCAAAGGCUGUGAUGGCCCAGUAUUCGCUGGGCUGGGGCGGGGCCUACGUUCCCGUUGCUGCCCUGCCCUACUCCCCACUCCCUGCUUUUGUCCGGCUCAGGCCUCCCUGCUCCACGGUGGUGGCUGCUGGCUGGAGUGACCUCGGCCGGCUUGUGGCUUUGCUCUCCCUUAACCACUUGCUUCCUAUCUGUGUCACACGAUCGGUGCCUUGUUAUAUAUGGCCUCACCCACUAAUCGGUUCCACAUGUGUGUAUCUUUCUAACACGAUGGUGAUUUCCACAAGACCAGAGGUCACGUUUUAUGUCCUCUUAUGUGGCAGAUAACUCCCCUGCUCCUGUGCGCGCGCCCCUUCUUCCUUAAUAAAGGAGCCCCCAGCCUCCCCUCCAGCUGGGCAUGGCCAUGCCGCCGAGGGACACCUAAGUGGCAGUGUUGAGCGCUGCUUCUGAGAAGCCUUCCUAAGAGGAGGUGGCAGCAUGCCUUUCUUUCUUCCCCCUUCCUGCUGCCUGGAGUGCAGUGCGGCGCCCAGGUCCCUGACACCCUGGGGUGGGGGGUAGGGUCUCGUGGUCUGCUGGUCUUCUAAUAGCUUGAACCCUGGGUAAGUCCCUGUUUCCAUGUCUUCGUGGCUCACAGAUGAGUGUAAUUCUCAGGGAUGUAGCGUGUAACCACCCCGCCCCCGUGGCUCUGAGCACCAUGAGUGCGUGCUGAGGGCACCCUGAGUCCUGUGGGUUAAAAAGGUCAGCAGCACCUUGGGUCCCGGGCUCCACUCCCCUGCAGGUGACCUGGGCAGGUCACCUAACUCCUGUGAACGCCACUGGAUCCGGAAGUUGGGAACCGUGCCUGCGACAGCAGAGGUAAAGCAGCAGAGAUGGUCGGCCUUCCAGGGCCGCGUGCCCCAGACGCUCACUUGCUCGGAGCGUAAUUUUCACGGCAGGCUCCCCUGCAGAGUCGUGAACGCCCUCGAGGCCCGCCCCCUGCAGCGGCCUCACUCUCCGGGAGUGGAGACACGUCUGCCCCUGUCGCAGGUGCCCCUCCCGGCCCGACGCUUCUGUCCCUCCCUGUUCACUGUGACUCCUCAGCUUUGCGGACCGUGUGAGAUGAGACGAGCUUGCUUUUUCACGUGGGGGAGCUGUAUUACAGCUUCUGUUUAUUUUUCUUUCUUUAGCAAACUGUCUCGGUGGACACAGGGUGAGAGCCGCUCUGUGCAGGGGGGGCUGGCGGCCGUGCUGGUGUGUGGCGAGCAGCAGAGGGGGCAGCUUACGUGUGCGUGGAGCUGCAGCCAGAGCCAGGCCUGCCCGGAGCAGUUGUGUACCGUGUCCGGCCGCGUUCGGCCUUGCUUUCCUGGAUCUGAGUGGCCAGGGUAGUGGCAGCGUGACCCUUGGCAGGAGAGGCCUCUCCUACCUCGGCAGGCCUGGCGUGUCUGUGGGCCAUCAGCCGUGGCCCGAGCCAGCGCCGUGGCCUAUCCUGCUGCCACCAUCUUACCCCGGGCUCGUGGCCCCAGCUGGGCGGCACAGCACAUCCCGCUUUUCCGCAUCUUUCCUCUCUGCUCCCGGGGAUUUAUGAUGACCGGUUGCCGGCUUUCCAGCGUUCCUCCUGUCCUUUGCGUUCAUUCAGGGAACGUGUAUUUAGAGCUUGUCCCAUGCCCGAUGAGAGCCCCGUUCCUGACUCUGCACUUGAUGGUGGGGGUGGUUGACAAAUGCCCGUCUCCGCCACGAGUCUGAGUUCCAGGCGGGCAGAGGUCCCGUCUGCUUUCACUCGCCAUCACACCCCCAGCUCCUAGUGCACUGCCCGGAGUAGACCCGGGCUUGUUUUAACGAGUAAGUGCUUGCUGAAUGUAUGGAGGAAUGAACGAGUGAAUAUAAGAUUGAGGCAGUUUAUGGGAACACAGAGGACUGUGGCUGAGUCUGAGGAAGCGGGUGCAAACAAAGUAGCCCCCAAAGCCAGCCGCACAAAUGUCCUAAGAGAAGCACUUCGGUAUUUUGAGGCUCUGAGAGGGCAGGACAGGUUGCUCAGGGCGAGAAGCCCGACGUGUUUAUCGACAACCUCUCCCGGGGCCUGAGUGACCCGUGAAGCCUUUCCUGGCCACUGCAGCCUGCGGGGACCGUUCCACCUCCCAACACCUCGGGGUCCCUUCUGAGGAUGCCCGUGGGCUGCAAGCUCACUGGGUUCACGUCUCUUCUCGCCAACCAUGCUGUGAACUCCCUAGGUUCCAGCCCCAGCUUGGUCAUCGCUAGCCAUGUGACCCAAGGCGCAACUGUGCAUCUCAGUUUAUUCCCGUGCCACAGUUCAAGCACCUGCCCCACUGGACACAAGGUGGUGUGGACACACUGGAAAGGGUUGGACCAGAGUGAGAUGUCCCUCACACAUGCCUAACAGAGCCUCCACGUUACUGUGUGCUCACUUAAUGUGCAGAGGUGAGCCUUUAACUUUCUUUGGCUUAGCCUGGAGGAGCCCAUUUGCUGCAGUGGCAAGGUGGGCACUUGUCAUCCUGCUCAAU
Messenger RNA from Physeter macrocephalus (sperm whale), 6388 nucleotides. It is a transcript of the gene CCDC88C, whose product is annotated as coiled-coil domain containing 88C. Gene Ontology annotation, molecular function: dynein light intermediate chain binding; microtubule binding. The record is from RefSeq and is a predicted model, not a curated record. The coding region runs from base 159 to 689 and encodes 176 amino acids. Gene Ontology annotation, biological process: cytoplasmic microtubule organization; cytoskeleton-dependent intracellular transport. Gene Ontology annotation, cellular component: centrosome; cytoplasm. Lineage: Eukaryota; Metazoa; Chordata; Mammalia; Artiodactyla; Physeteridae. The transcript has 4 exons.